Cuculus canorus (common cuckoo) is the source of this 4566-nucleotide messenger RNA. RefSeq names its product DNA topoisomerase III alpha (gene TOP3A). Gene Ontology annotation, biological process: DNA topological change. The record is from RefSeq and is a predicted model, not a curated record. The coding region runs from base 518 to 3580 and encodes 1020 amino acids. The transcript has 20 exons. Lineage: Eukaryota; Metazoa; Chordata; Aves; Cuculiformes; Cuculidae. Gene Ontology annotation, molecular function: DNA binding; zinc ion binding; DNA topoisomerase type I (single strand cut, ATP-independent) activity. Gene Ontology annotation, cellular component: chromosome; nucleus.
UCCCCUUUUCUCUCUCUGUUCUCUCUUCUCUCCCUUCCGGCCCCUGCGGCUCCCCCUCUCCCCUCACGGCUCCGCCAUGCCCGGGCCCCUCUCCGCCGCCUCCGCCCGCGGCCGCCGCGGCUUCGCCGCCAUCUUGGGGUCACAUGACGGCGCGGCCUCUCACCCCGCGCGCGGAGGCGGAACCGCCGCCUCCCCCUUCCCCUUCGCCGCGGUUUCUUUUUCACCGUCGCCCCCUACGCGCGCGUUACCGAUCCCGAGGGGAACCCGGCGGCGGGAGAAAACGGCAAAGCGAGGCGGGAGAGCGGGGGAAAACAAGCGGAGCUGCACCGCGAAGCAUCGUGGGAGUUGUAGUUCUCCGCCCGCCGCGGCGGCGCUUUACGGCAGGGCGUAACGGGGGGAUGGGCGAGGAGCUUUGCGACAGAACGAGCGCGGGAGAGAGGGCGGCGCAGGAUCUGGCCACCAGACAAGGAACCAGCAGCAUGCCCUGGCCCCGUGGGAGCUGUCACCAUUCCCCGUGAUGAACUUUCAGGCAAAGCUGUUUGCUACCUGCAGGGUGAGGGUGCUGCUGCAGCCCUGGCGUCUCUUCUCCCGGGCUGCGGAGGAUAUGGCAUUGCAGAGGAUCCGGAAGGUCCUAUGUGUGGCAGAGAAAAACGAUGCUGCCCGUGGGAUUGCAGAUCUGCUCUCCAACAGCAGAAUGCGACGGCGAGAAGGGUUUUCCAAGUUCAACAAGAUCUACGAAUACGACUACCAGAUGUUUGGUCAGAACGUUACGAUGGUGAUGACAUCUGUGUCGGGACACUUACUGGCUCAUGAUUUUAAGCUGCCGUUUCGCAAAUGGCACAGCUGCAACCCUCUGGCUCUUUUUGAUGCUGAAAUAGAGAAAUAUUGCCCUGAAAACUACCUGGAUAUCAAGAGAACCCUUGAGCGAGAAGUCCAGCAGUGCCAGGCUCUGGUGAUCUGGACUGACUGCGAUCGAGAAGGAGAGAACAUUGGCUUUGAGAUCAUUCACGUCUGCAAAGCUGUAAAGCCAAACCUCCGAGUUUUCCGAGCCCGUUUUUCAGAGAUAACACUUCAUGCUGUCAGAACAGCCUGCGAGAACCUCACCCAACCAGAUCAAAAAACGAGUGAUGCCGUUGACGUUAGGCAGGAGCUGGACCUGAGGAUAGGUGCUGCCUUCACUAGAUUCCAGACAUUGAGGCUCCGGAGGAUCUUCCCUGAUAUUUUAGCAGAUCAGCUGAUCAGCUACGGUAGCUGCCAGUUCCCAACGCUGGGCUUUGUGGUUGAACGCUUUAAAGCCAUCCAGGCCUUUGUUCCCGAAGCCUUCUAUAAAAUAAAAGUGACACAUGAUCAUGAGGAUGGCAGCGUUGUCUUCAACUGGAAGAGGAACCGGCUCUUUAACCACAUUGCGUGCCUGGUCCUGUACCAGAUGUGUAUGGAGGAUCCAGUGGCGACUGUUGUUGAGGUUGGGAGCAAGCCAAAAAGCAAAUGGAGGCCCCUGCCUUUGGACACUGUGGAACUUGAGAAGUUGGCUUCCCGCAAACUGAAAAUAAAUGCAAAGGAAACCAUGAGAAUAGCAGAAAAAUUGUAUACUCAAGGGUUCAUUAGCUACCCCCGAACUGAGACCAACAUUUUCCCCAAGGAGCUGAACCUCUCUGCCUUAGUCCAACAGCAAACACAGGACCCAAACUGGGGAGCAUUUGCACAGAGGAUUUUGGAUCAGGGUGGGCCAACCCCUCGGAACGGAAACAAAUCAGAUCAGGCUCACCCUCCCAUUCACCCCACCAAAUACGCUGCUAACCUGCAGGGCAAUGAGCAGAGACUCUAUGAAUUCAUCGUGCGCCAUUUUUUGGCUUGCUGCUCUCAAGAUGCCAAGGGACAGGAAACAACUGUGGAGAUAGACAUUGCUAAUGAGCGAUUCAUUGCUCAAGGACUAAUGAUCCUGGCCCGAAAUUAUCUUGAAGUCUAUCCUUAUGACCAGUGGAGUGAUAAGGUUAUCCCUCUGUAUCAGAAAGGGUCCCGCUUUCAGCCCACUACAGUGGAGAUGGUGGAUGGGGAAACCAGCCCUCCAUUGCUCCUCACAGAAGCGGAUCUCAUUGCUCUCAUGGAGAAACAUGGCAUUGGGACUGAUGCCACUCACGCCGAGCACAUUGAGACCAUUAAGUCGCGGAUGUACGUGGGCCUUACAGCGGAUCAGCGGUUCCUCCCUGGCCACCUGGGCAUGGGGCUGGUGGAAGGCUAUGAUUCCAUGGGCUACGAGAUGUCCAAGCCUGACCUUCGCGCUGAGCUGGAGGCUGAUCUGAAACUGAUCUGUGAGGGGAAGAAAGACAAAUCUGCCGUGUUGCAGCAGCAGGUGCAAAAGUACAAGCAAGUCUUCAUCGAAGCUGUGGCCAGAGCCAACAAGUUGGACCAGGCACUAGCUCAGUAUUUUGGAGAAGCCUCAGAAAUCACAGAGCAAGAGGAGGUCUACCCAGCAACACCUGUUUCUGUUCGGAAGUGUCCACAGUGCAACAGCGACAUGGUCCUGAAGACUAGGAAGAGUGGCGGGUUCUACCUCAGCUGCACAGGCUAUCCAGCUUGUAAAGCUGCCGUCUGGUUUCCUGAUUUUGUGCUGGAUGUGGCCAGGGACGAGAGUGUCUGUGCUGUCUGUAAACCUCAUCCAGUUCACAGACUGAAGUUUAAAUUCAAGAGAGGCAGUGUUCCACCUGUGAUGCCCCUGGAGUUUGUUGGUUGCAUUGGAGGCUGUGAUGAGAUGCUAAAAGAACUCUUGGAUUUGAAGUAUUUACACCGUCCCUCCCAGCCGGCACUGUCAGGCAGCCAGCAAACCAGUCACUUGCAGGUCAACAACUCCUUUAACAGAGCUAGCGGUGAAAACAGGCACGCAAGGGGGCCCACAAACGCUGCACCAGGACGUUUGCUCUCCUUGAGCUCAACGAGAACACCCAGGCCCGCUCCGUCAGCUGCUCCAGAUGAUGGGAACAACAUGGUGGUGUGCAACUGCGGGAACGAAGCCCAGCUGUUAACAGUGCGCAAGGAAGGGCCCAAUCAGGGCAGACAGUUCUACAAAUGCAGCGCCAGCACCUGCAACUUUUUUCUCUGGGCUGAUCAGCAAUCAGAGGACAGAAGCAGCGUGGCUCAGCCGGGCUCUGUGCUGCCUCAGCCCUUUGCAGGAAGAGGCCCAGCAGGAUUUCAGCGCCCAGCAGGAGGAGGGAGAGGCCCAGACCUCUUUGGAAACAACAGCUCGGAUUCAGGAGGCGGCACAGUCUGCAUGUGCAACCAGCCAGCCGUCACGCGCACUGUCCAAAAGGAUGGGCCCAACAAAGGACGGCAGUUCCACACCUGCUCCAAACCCCGGGAGCAGCAGUGCGGCUUCUUCCAGUGGGCAGAUGAAAACACAGCACCAGGGCCUUCGGGAGAUGUCUCUUCGAACUAUUUUGGCAGCAGUGGAUACUCAAGAGGGUUGGGAAGUAAAGCCAAGAGACCAAGCACUCUUUCCUCAGGAGCCACUGCCAAGAAACCACGGACUUGUAGCAUCUGCCACCAGCCGGGUCACACGAGGAAAACCUGCCCUCAAAACCACUGAGCCUGGACAGACAUCUCUGGAGAGCCUGGAAGGGCCAGCGGUGCAAACUGCUACAGGACCAACUACUGCGGAAAGGAACUGGAGUCACGAAACCAGUCUGGAUGCUCUCUGGAAGGGCUGGUUGCGGGCUGCUCCAGCCAAAGGAUGCCAUCCUCUUACAUGGGGAGGACAUGCUGGGGCAGCAGUGGUUUGACCAGCUUGGAAUGGCGGCUCCACUCCUGGUGUCACAGCCUUUGUUUUCAGCUGUUCUGCUGAGCAGAUGGGGAUAGUCUAAACAUUUCAAGGAAGCAUUUGGAAGCUGAAAGAGAAAACAGCACUGGAUCGAGUCCACCUGCGGCUCCCAGUGUGGCAGUAGGUGUUUACAGCCUUUCUACGCAAGGAAGAGCACCAGGACGGAGCCCUGGGCUGAUAAGCACUUCUCAGUCUCGGCUUUCCACAGUGUGGAAUGUUAUUUUAAGUUCCUGUCUAAGUUGAUAUUACCUGAGCAAUGUUCCCGGUUCUUCUGUGUCACAGCACCGUGUCCCUUGCCGAGGUUGUCCCUGCCAGGGAAGGAGGGCCGAGUGCAGAGAAGGAGAAUCCAGUGCUUGCCCUGAAAGUGAAGCUGAGCUGCAGGGCUUGGGCAAAGCCUUUGUUUUAGACAGCUCCUGAAUCCAAAACAGUUCUUCCUCAAACCUUUUGCAACACCUCUUUGAUGCUGCUACCUAUUGGAAGGUAUUUUUGUCAAGCUAAUAACUUUCUUAUUAAAGCAGUAUUUAAUUUUUAAAUUCAACAGUGACAUCUUGGCUUGUAUCAGAAACAGUGUGACCAGCAGGUCCAGGGAGGUUAUUCUCCCUCUGUACUCUGCACUGGUGAGACUGCACCUCGAAUCCUGUGUUCAGUUCUGGGCCCCUCAACACAAGAAGGAUGUUGAGGCUCUGGAGCGUGUCCAGAGAAGAGCAAUGAAGCUGGAGAACAAGUCUUAUGAGGAACAUAAGAGAGCUGAGGUU